This is a messenger RNA of Ictalurus punctatus (channel catfish), 3215 nucleotides long. RefSeq names its product ADP-ribosylation factor 2b (gene arf2b). Gene Ontology annotation, molecular function: GTP binding; GTPase activity. Bases 163 to 708 code for a protein of 181 amino acids. Gene Ontology annotation, biological process: vesicle-mediated transport; intracellular protein transport. The record is from RefSeq and is a predicted model, not a curated record. Lineage: Eukaryota; Metazoa; Chordata; Actinopteri; Siluriformes; Ictaluridae. The transcript is spliced from 5 exons. Gene Ontology annotation, cellular component: plasma membrane; cytoplasm.
UGGGCGGGGCUUGUGAAACCGGCGUCAGUGAGGUGGACAUGACGCCAUUUUGACGUGACAGCGGUGCAACUAGCGGUGACAGAGAACUCUCUAGAAGCAUCGUUUUGAGUUGAAUUGACUGAAAAAGAGCUUCCUUUUAUAACAACCGACAAACCUGAGAGGAUGGGGAAUGUCUUUGCGAAUCUCUUUAAAAGCCUCUUCGGGAAGAAGGAGAUGAGGAUCCUGAUGGUGGGCCUGGACGCAGCCGGGAAAACCACCAUUCUCUACAAACUCAAGCUGGGCGAGAUCGUCACCACCAUCCCCACCAUCGGUUUUAAUGUCGAGACGGUGGAGUACAAGAACAUCAGUUUCACAGUGUGGGACGUGGGCGGUCAAGACAAAAUCAGACCCCUGUGGAGACACUACUUUCAGAACACACAAGGACUGAUCUUUGUAGUGGACAGCAACGACCGCGAGCGAGUAAACGAAGCGAGGGAGGAGCUGACGAGAAUGUUGGCGGAAGAUGAACUGCGUGAUGCCGUUCUCCUCGUUUUCGUGAACAAGCAGGACCUGCCCAAUGCAAUGAACGCAGCUGAGAUCACAGACAAGCUCGGGCUUCACGCGCUGCGCCAUCGCAACUGGUACAUCCAGGCCACGUGUGCUACGAGCGGAGACGGCCUGUACGAGGGUCUCGACUGGCUCUCCAACCAGCUGAAGAACCAGAAAUGAACCAUUCCACCCACCCUCAGAUCUGCGUGUGUGAGAGAGAGAAUGAGAGAGAGAGAGAGAGAUGUUGGCCUUGCCUAAACCUUGACUGAUCUCAGUAUAUUUUUAUCCCCACGUGUGUGUUUGUGUGUUUGUGUGUGUGUGUGUGUGUGUGUGUGUGUGUGUGUGAGUGUGUGAGUGAGUGAGUGAGUGAGUGAGAGAGAGAGAGAGAUGUUGGCCUUGCCUAAACCUUGACUGGUCUCAGUAUAUUUUUAUCCCCACGUGUGUGUGUGUGUGGAAGGAAGUGCCAUUUGACCAACUCAAGUGUAUUUGUGUGUUGGACACGAGUGCAUCAUUCAGCACAAACCCCAACGGUUCUCAAUAUUUUUGAGUCUUUCAUAAGGGUUUAGGCUUCGCUGCCUAAUGUGUGUGUGUGUGUGUGUGUGUGUGUGUGUGUGUGUGUGUGUGUGAACGUGAUUCUGAGUGCAAGUGUUUACUUAAAGUGCGUAUGAGAGAAAGAACGUGUGUCUGCUCAGACCAUAGAUAUACAUAUUACAACCCUGCGUUCACUCUAGCAAGCGACAGGCGGCCAUUUAUUAACACGCACGUACGUGACGCGGAGCCGCGAUUGGCACGAACGGUUCUUCGCGCCAAUCCUGUGUCACGUGUGAUGCGAAGAUUAAUUUCUUUUCAUUUAUUUAUUCAUGUGCAAAGAUUCUUCAGUUCCCUACACACAACUUUUAAUUCGUACCUGAAAUCAGUUCCCAUUUACUGUGCAAAAAAAAAAAAAAAUUUCCUGUUGUAUUCAACGUGUCAUUAAACGUACGUAGCUAGGACAGUUAGCUUGCUUUGCUAAUCUGUUAAAUCAAACGAUAACAUUCAACACUGGUUAGCAUGUUUAUUUAAUUUUCGUGUGACUAGUUAGCUUUUGAAGCUGUUUAUAGCUACUACCGUUUCGUUUUGUAACAGUUUCUCUAAAAAAAAAAAAAAUGCCGGUCAGGCCAUGCACACUGGCGUCCCCGGUAACAUCAGUUACAUGCCCGCUAGAGACGAACUACAAUUUACUUGCAAGAGUGAACGCGGGGGGUUAGAGGCGGAGACGGAUGAUGAUGUCACUCUGUACAGAAACGCGCUCUAAAAGAAACGAUUGUCUAUGGACGUGUAUUUUUUUUACUUAUUCCUAAAAGAACGUAAAUGUUGAGGUUUGUUUGCUUGUUUUGUUGUUUGUUUUUCCUGCAGCAGAAUGUAAUUUGCUCGUUACAUGGCAUUUCAUGUGUUUCAUGUCUUAUUAAAUUGCUUUAACAACUGAAAUGCGAGACGGACAAUAGCUUGCGCACGUAUGGUUUAUGGUUAGCUAAGCCGCUUUUAUUCGUUCGCUACAAAUCAGCUUGUUGGAUUCGAUUAUUUAUUUGAUGAAGGUCAGUUAAGAUAAGCGAGUUAAGCUAUGGGGGGUGAACAAAAAUCAGAUAUUGCUCUCCGAAGGAAAAAAUAAUGUUCAAAAACAGACAAAUACGUACAAAGAAACGUAACAUACGAAGCGGUGGCUUCAGUAGCGUCAUCUCUAAUAUGUAUAUCUACGGCUUGGAUUGAGGACGGACCCCGGCGUGCCUUUCACACACCUUUCCUUCGAAACAAUUCUUUCAUACGCACUCUCUCGUUGUUGUUGUUGUUGUUGUUGUUACCCCCCCCAUUCUCAAAUGUGGAUUUCAGGAUGCUUUUGCGACCUGCGUGGCGAUACUGCUCUUAACAUGGCCUCGCUGAACGGUUGAAAAGUUUCCAGAUGUGUAUAAGUGUAAAGAAGCGCAGUUUAAUAUUUAUAAAUAUUUUUACUUUAUGUUCGAGUGCUGUGUGUUACGAGGCCAAGUACUUCGUCUGUGUGUGAUCGCCGACCGCUAAGCCUGCUACUUGGCGUGCUAGAUAGCUAAUAAGUUACUUUGAAGACGUAUAUACUGUAGAAGAAGUGGAUGAGGAAAUGUUCCUCAACAAUGUUUAAUCCAAAUGGUUUACUGGCUGUAUAAGCUGGUCACAUGACAGCUGCGUGUCAUAAAAGGGCGUGUUAAAAGCAGUACUGGAGAGCAGGAUUGUUUGUUUGGUUCCCUGCAAUAAGUCAUAACAGUCCACCAAUAGUGUUCGAGGCAUGUUGAAUAUGAGCCAGGUGUUCUUUUCUAUAGAGCGUGCACUUUUAUUCCAUUUAAACAACGAAGAAAAUUCAGCCCUGGCGUGAGUUGCGGAGCAGGAACGGCAUUGUAACCUGUAUCAGGUUGGGAAGAUACUUUUUCCAUCCUCGAUUGUCCUUGUCAUCAUUUGAAAAUCACCUUUUUAUUUUUCCCCGCCCCACCUCUCCUCUGAUUUCGCAGUUUAGUUUUCAGUCCUGAACGGCUGUAGGUUAGAGACGAGACAGAAGAGUGUGUCUGGGUUCUUGACUGUACACUACCUUUCAACCGAGCACAAUCACAGUACAUUCCCACAGAACUCCCUUGUACUUUUGGAUUUGAUUUAAAUUAAAUAAAUACAUUUUAAAAAACCUUCAA